This is a messenger RNA of Fonsecaea nubica, 1335 nucleotides long. RefSeq lists its product as hypothetical. The record is from RefSeq and is a predicted model, not a curated record. The coding region runs from base 1 to 1335 and encodes 444 amino acids. Gene Ontology annotation, cellular component: nuclear pore central transport channel; nuclear pore. Gene Ontology annotation, biological process: nuclear pore organization; NLS-bearing protein import into nucleus; protein localization to nuclear inner membrane. Gene Ontology annotation, molecular function: structural constituent of nuclear pore. NCBI's taxonomy places the organism in Eukaryota, Fungi, Ascomycota, Eurotiomycetes, Chaetothyriales, Herpotrichiellaceae. The transcript is spliced from 2 exons.
AUGAGUCUCUUCGGGGCCUCAACUACGAACCAGGCACAGCCUGCGAAAACUGGCUUCUUCUCCUUCAAUAAUCCUUCCUCCAGCCAACCGGCCAACUCGACGUCUCUCUUCGGUCAGCCGCAGACGCAACAAACACAGCAACCACAGCAACAGAGCAGUUUACCGACGUUCAGCUUGGGCGGUCCCAAAUCGCAGCCUCAACAAGGAGGUGGUUUGUUUAGCACAUCUACGCAGACACAACAGGGUGGAGGUCUGUUUGGGCUUGGAUCGCAGCCUCAGCAGCAGUCUGGAGGCCUGUUUGGAGCGACACAAUCUCAGCAGCAACCGGGCGGCCUAUUUGGCGCGACACAAUCUCAGCAGCAACCGGGGGGUCUAUUUGGCACUGCAACUCAGCCGCAACAACAAAGCGCGUUUGGGCUUGGUCAGUCACAACAGCAACCUCAGCAGCAGCCACAGCGACCUUUAGACCAGACGCUGAGGUUCGGACAAUCGCAACAAGGACAACCGGGAGCCCAGUCGCUAUGGGAGGAAGGACGUGGCCUCAAUGUCUACAGAUCAAUACCAGUACAGAUGAACAUCGUCAAGAACAAGUGGGAUCCCAGCAGUUUAUCCUCACCCCUGCGGACGUACCUAUACCAGCAUGUGGAGAGUGAAACAGAUGCAUUGAAAUACCGCCCGGGGCCGGGAGAAGAUGAAGACAAGUGGGAAGAAGCAGUUUCCCGAAGACCGGGACCUGACUGGGUACCUCUUUUGGUGCAAGGAUUUUUCCAACUAGGCCGCAAGGCUCAGAUACAAAUGGAGGCCGUCCAGAGAUGCAACAUGAUGCUCCAGGAAAUCAAUACAUCACUCGACGUACAAUUGGACAAACAUCGCCAGAAUGUGGCUACACGGUUGGAAGACUGUAAAAGACGACAAGCCUCGGCAGCUCAGCGGACGCUAGUACUGGCAGUCAAAGUCCAAAUCUUGCGCAAUCGAGGCUAUGUGAUGGACAACGCUGAAGAGGAAUUGAAAGCGAAAUUGGAGAAGUUACAACGCGAAGUCUUUGAUCCCUCUCUCAAUGCACGAGAGCAAGAAGUCUGGGCGAGGAUGUUGGGGAUCCGUGAACGCGCGAAGCGGCUCAAGGUCGAAAUGGAGAAGCUCGCACCUGCGGCUGCCACCAACGGGGAAGACACAACACUGGACGAGGAAACUACCAAAGCUGCUAAGAAGACACUGGAAGCCUACGAAAUUCAGCUACGACAUCUACAGAAAGAAUUGGAACUUGUACAGCAAGAAUUUGAGGAAUGGGAGAAGAUUUCGAGGGACAGAGAUAAUGACAUCCCUAGGCGGAGGUAA